Oldenlandia corymbosa var. corymbosa is the source of this 2775-nucleotide messenger RNA. The record is from the annotation of a GenBank genome assembly. Lineage: Eukaryota; Viridiplantae; Streptophyta; Magnoliopsida; Gentianales; Rubiaceae.
CUGCUAAUAAUCAAUUUAUCAAUUUUAGCCAAAAAAAAAAAAAAGAAAAAAAGAGAAGAAAUAAGAAUUAUACUCGUAAUAAUCAAUCAGCCUUAUUGGAGUGUAGAACGAGGGGAAAUGGGCGCACUAGGAACACACUUCUUGUUCCAACAUGGCAAUCUCCACGUUCACCGUUAACAAAAUCCUGCCAUUUCAAUCCCAGAUUCUUUUGACACUAGUUUAGGAAUCAUCGAAAAAAAAAAAAAUAAAGAAACAAGGUUGAGGAUUCUUCCCGCCUUUGCAACAUUCUUGGGUUCACUAUCCGUUCAAUCAUAAUUGGCUGCCAUUGAUUGUUAUGGGUUUUUCCCUGAUAACAAAUCAUUCUAUUGACAGCUGAAGAAAGAAUUACUCUGUUACUGCCGCCGGUGAAGUAAAAAGUUGACAUCUUUAUCCAAGGUUUAACCAUUUUUCCGAAUUGUCUUGAAUCUUCUGAUUGGAAAAGGCUAACAGUAGUGGGGCAUAUUGAAAGAGAGAUGACUUUAUUGACAUAUGGAAGAACCCCUUAUUCCAAGUCGCCUGUAAAGCGACCGGUUCAAGAUGAGGAUAACAGGCAUGGAAGUUCAACAAUUCCGGAACAGAAGCGUUCUAGGGUUGUUGAUUCAGCCCCACAUUUUCCAAAAGUUUGUGAGCCCAUUGAUGUUGCCACCGUCACUCCUUUGAGGGUUGUUCUACCAGAUGAACACCAGGCUGAUGUAUUAGAAGACAGGAAGGAGGAGAUGUUGUAUGAAACCAUGAAGAUUGCAAAUGCGGAUGAUACUAAUUGGAACACUCUUCAAAACAAUCCACCCAGGGAAUUAAUGCUUGGCAAGGGAAAAUCAACGGGUGAUGAUGCGAAUGGUGCUGAUGAAGAUGAUUGUGUAAUUGUUGGAGUGAAGUCGAUUGAUAUCUGCAACGGAAAAUCACUUGACAAUGACGACCGCAGCAGCAAUCAAUGUGCUUUUGAUCCCGUUGUUCCUGAGACUUCGUGCCUGUGUGAUCAAGGAGAAGCAUCUAAGGACAUUGGUUUGAUGUCUAGUUUGGAGUGGGAAAAUCUCAAGCAGAAGCAAAGCGAGAAAGGAGCUGAUCUUUCUGGGGCUGCACAAAGAAAUUUGGGGGAAAUGAGAAUGCAAGAGACAGGAGUCCAGGAACUGAAAACUUUUACUUCAUAUGAUGCAGCUGUCCAAAGUUUUAGUCGUAAGAAGGUGGCGGAGGUUCUAAAGCUCUACCAAGAUAACAUGCAGUCACUUAAUGACAGAGAUGGAGCUCAAAGAUCACAAGUGCCUACCAAAGCAGUAAUGAUGCUGAAGAAAGAGAACAAAUGGUUAAACGUUCAACCCUCUUUUGGUCACAUUCCUGGUGUCCAAAUUGGCGAUCAGUUCCAGUUCAGGGCUGAACUUGUACUGGUAGGCCUGCAUCAUGAGUUUAUUCGUGGCAUUAAUUGCACUUGUAUAGAUGGGACAAUCUAUGCUGUUAGCGUCGUGGAUUCAGGCCGCUAUGAGAAUGAGACCAAAUCUUCUAAUGUUCUUGUUUACUCAGGAGAAGGUGGUAAUUCCAAAGUUCAAACUAAGCAACAACAAGGAGGUCAAAAACUAGAAGGUGGCAAUCUUGGCUUAAAGAAUACUAUGGAUGCAAAAUUUCCAGUGCGUGUUAUUCGUAAGAUUCAGCGAAAAUCUGAAAAGCAGUUCUACAUGUAUGAUGGCCUCUAUUACGUGAAUGCAUAUUGGCCAGAAAUAUCUGAAGCUGGUGGUAGGGCCUAUAAGUUUGAAAUGAUUCGAAUGUCGGAUCAAAGCAAGCCAAUAAAAUCCUUUGAAGAUUCGAAAAGCUUCAGGGUUUUGAUAGCUGAGGAUCUGUCCAAAGGGAAGGAGAAAGUUGAAAUCAUGGUUGUCAAUGAUAUAAGUGAUGAGAAACCAACACCAUUCACUUACAUUACUGAGAUGAUCAAUAUUUUUCCACAUGAGCCCUCUGUUUUGAGUGGUUGUGAUUGCACUGAUGGAUGCUCAGAUUCCCGUCAAUGUCCUUGUGUAAUAAAGAAUAAUGGGGAGGUUCCAUUUAAUGAAUAUGGUCGUCUACUUGAAACCAAGGACAUGAUAUAUGAAUGUGGUCCGAAUUGUAAAUGCCCUCCCUCUUGCCAUAAUAGAGUCAGUCAACAUGGUCUUAAGAUACCGUUGGAGGUAUUCAAGACUAAAUCAACCGGAUGGGGUGUUAGAUCACGACGAGAGAUCAAAAGUGGCAGCUUCAUUUGUGAAUACCUUGGAGAACUAGUUAAGGAUCAUGAAGCUGAUUGUUGUGCAAAUGAUGAAUAUUUGUUUGAUCUAGGUGAUGGUAACGUGUUCGCCAUUGAUGCAGCAAAAUGUGGGAAUGUGAGUAGGUUUAUCAACCAUAGCUGCUCACCUAAUCUUUAUGCACAAGAUGUACUUUACGAUCAUCUUGAUGAAAGAUUGCCACAUGUUAUGCUUUUUGCUACUGAGGACAUACCUGCACUAGUUGAACUAACGUAUGAUUAUAACUACGAGAUCGGUAGUGUUUGUUAUCCCGAUGGUAGCAUCAAGGAGAAGAAGUGUUUCUGUGGUUCUCCCUCUUGCACUGGGAGAUUGUAUUGAGGAUUUAAGUUCUGUGUACCUAGACAGUUUGAUUCUCAUGUUCAUUUUUUUCUUUUUUUUUGUGAGUACAUCAUACUUAAUAGACAAUUUUUUAUUUUAUUUUAUUUUAUCAUUACUUUUUUGUUUAGAGUAGCAGUGGACUGGGGUAGGAAACAGA